AGAGGGAGAGCGGACUCUCCUCACCCUUGGCCGCAAUAGGGCUUUUGGUGGGGGGGAAUGAGAAGAUCAGAGUUUAUGAGAGAGUCUGAAAGGGGAAAAAGCAAAAGAAAGCUUGAGCAGUAGAAGCUACGAGUUAGUAGAUUAAGAUGAAUAAUCGGAUAUUCAAAUAAUCUCUGGAAAUUAAAGUAAAAAUAAGUAGUAAAUAAACAUGAAUACAAUUAUGAUUUAGAAACAAACCCUAAUGUAAAAAAUACUACUAAUUAAUAAUUCAAUUAGUGAGAAUCAUAGUUGUAUAUGUAUACUGUGCAUCCAUUAAUUGCUCAUUUCAUUUACUUCUAUUCAUGACAGCAAAUUCUAUCCUCUAUUUAUUGAAUAUUGAUAUAAUAAGGAUAUCGAAGACUAUCUCUUUUGUUAUUAAUAUAUAACUGUAAUACACACACAUUCGAGACACUGAUAAAUAUUAGUUAAUCAAUACUGUAUGAAUACAUAUCAACAUACAUUAGAUGAAUUCGGGUGAGAAAGGAACAAAGAAACACAAUGAAUAAAGUAAGAUCCUGUUCACCAAUCGCUUCGAUUAAAAUAGCUAUGAGGAAUCAAGCGGAAUGUCUUAUGUUGAAAUUGUGCACAGUUCUUGUUUGUCAUUACACUGUAUAGCAAUGUUGUCAAUUUUUCUCAAUCAUGUCAAUUUUCAUUUCUCAUACAUUAAAAUAAUGAACUGUUUCCUUACUAGUGAUCACACUACUACUACUACUACUACUACUACUACUACUACUACUACUGCUGCUACUACUACUACUACUACUACUACUACUACUACUACUAAUAAUAAUAAUAAUAAUAAUAAUAAUAAUAUUAAUAAUAAUAAUAUUAAUAAUAAUAAUAAUAAUAUGGAAUGUAUUGCUAAAUAAGGGUGAAGACACCAUACUCUAAAUACUUAUAUGAUCAUAAAAUCACAAAAAGUUAGUUUGACACAUUUAUAUAUCGUAUUCAGAAAUCCAGUAAUAAAUUCAAUAAUUAAUGAGUCAAGCAAUGAAAAUUUAGAAUGAAGGAAAGGAGAAAGAAAGAACAAAUCAAAUUGUAAUAAAUUUGAUUAUUAAUGCGUUUCGAGAGUUGACUUCUGUCUUCAAUAGAUUCAUACUAUUGAUUUAAAAAAUCGUAUUCAGUUGCGGAAAACCUGAACAGGAAAUAUUCAUCGAUAACUCUUAAUAAACAUAGAUUACCUGAUUGACUGAUCAUGGUAAAACAAACAUUGAAAACUAGGAAACACUGGAUUAUUUUAACUUUGUAUUGGGCUUUCCUGUAGAUUCUUCUUGACUCUAACGGAUAUUAAAUCCAGGACGUUCAUAUCUUACAUGGAUCAGUUAACAUUUAUACUACAUUCGAUGAUUUAUAUUUCUAGCUUCAAUUAAUUUUUAAACAGAUGAACUUAAAAGUAGUUAGUAGAAUACUUAUAUAUAUGAUCAGUGUGCAAUUUGUGAGGCUUCUAUGAGAAACGCCAAUGAAUUAUUUUUUUGAGGAAUAUUAGUUGAGUUCAUUUUAUCACAUAUAACCACCGGACUAAUGAUUAAGCGCUCACAACGUAACUUGAAGGAAAAAAAGCGAUAACUUGAGUAUGACCUAGCAACGUCAGGGAAAACGGUGUAAGAGAAGGAAAUAUUGAGUGAUUAUAUAGUAUAACCAAGAAGCUUGCACGUAAAUAAUGUAAACAGAGUGACGAUUCAGCAGCAAAGAAUGUAAAUCAAUUAGCGAGGAUCGAGAGCAGUGGAACAGGGCGUAGUAUACUUUAAAGGGGUCUUGAAUACACCAGCUUCGCUGAAUCCACCAAACAUCAAGGAGGAACAUAUAGGCUUCCCUAAACAUGAUUCCACACAAACAAUCGAGGAAACCAGAAAAUGUAUUAGACAAAUAGAGAAUGGCUAAGCAUCAGAACCACAUUGCAUACAACCUGAGGCAUUAAAGGCAGACACAGAGGUACGUGCAGAGAUGUCACACGUUUUCUUCAGAGAGAUUUGAGACUUAGAACAAGUACCAACAGACUAGAAAGGUGAAUACAUCAUUAAAACACCAAUAUACAUCAACCUCAUUGAUCAUGAGAAAGCAUUUGACAGUGUAGAUACGAGAACAUUAUGGGACUGUCUUCGACACUAUGGUGCACCUGAGAGAUAAUCAACGUCAUCCAGAAAUCACAAAACGGACUAAACUGUAAAGUGAUGAAUGUGGUACAGCUGACAGAUAUAUUCCAAGUGAGGACUGGUGUCAGACAAGGAUGUUCAAUAUUUCCCUUCCUCUCUCUUCUCGUCAACAACUGGAUUAUGAACACCUCUACAUCUGAGAGGAAGCAGGGAAUACGAUGGACAUAUUGGAUGCAACUAGACAAUUUGGACUUUGAAGAUGAACUGGCUCUUCUAUCCCAUGCACAGCAACAAAUAUGGGUGAAGACAACCAAUGCAUCAUCAAUCUCUCUAUCAGUAAGUCUCAAUAUACACAAGAGAAAAUCCAAGUUCCUCAAAUGCAACACGACCAACACCAAUCCAAUCACACAUGGUGGAGAAACUCUGGAAGAGGUGGA
Molecule: messenger RNA, 2569 nt
Organism: Schistosoma rodhaini
Lineage: Eukaryota; Metazoa; Platyhelminthes; Trematoda; Strigeidida; Schistosomatidae
Source: the annotation of a GenBank genome assembly